AUGCUUAUUCUGGAUACCACUAGAAUUUUUUUCCAAGGCUUCUUUGGACGUCUUUGUUAUAUUUAUAUCCCGGCAACUGCUGAUCUUCUCCCAUCACACAUCACCCAAUUCAACCACCAAAACUGCCAACAAGUCCGAGUCCCGAACAAACCAAUGGCAUUUGAGUGCUUCUACCCAACGCUGAUAUCGCUGAAGGUGAUAUGGCUGAUCCAACGUUUGCUUGGCGUCUACCUCCAUCGAACAACAACCCCGUCGAGGACAGUGGAGUUCAUGUGGUGCGACAAGAACGUUAAGCAGAGUACCGGACAAGCGAUGGCCAACGUAUUGCAGAAGCAGUUCUCCGAGGAGAAUCAUGUUGUGGGAGAUGAUGCGGUCUUUGUCAUUCCUGACACUCAGAAGAAGGUGUUUGUUAUCAUUCGGUGA
Messenger RNA from Cadophora gregata, 423 nucleotides. RefSeq lists its product as uncharacterized. The transcript has a single exon. NCBI's taxonomy places the organism in Eukaryota, Fungi, Ascomycota, Leotiomycetes, Helotiales, Ploettnerulaceae. The coding region runs from base 1 to 423 and encodes 140 amino acids. The record is from RefSeq and is a predicted model, not a curated record.